Molecule: messenger RNA, 798 nt
Organism: Solea senegalensis (Senegalese sole)
Lineage: Eukaryota; Metazoa; Chordata; Actinopteri; Pleuronectiformes; Soleidae
Product: protein S100-A11-like
Exons: 3
Coding region: 93-356 (87 amino acids)
Cellular component (GO): perinuclear region of cytoplasm
Molecular function (GO): calcium ion binding; transition metal ion binding
Source: RefSeq, a predicted model, not a curated record
AUGUUUUAUCUCUGGCAGGAGACGUUGGCUAGAAAACCACUGUGGAGACUUGUGUCGACACAACUUACUCACACAUUCCUGAGUUGGUCGUGAUGGAGUCUGCUAUUGGUGUGUUGGUGACCCAGUUCAAGGCGUACGCUGGCAGUGAUGGUUCGUCUGACACACUGAGCCGAGACGAGUUCUGCAAACUGCUCAAAUCAGAGCUCUCUAACUUUGUUAAGGACGCUGCUGACCCUGCUGUUGUUGACCAACUUAUGAGUUCAUUGGACAAGAACAAUGAUGGGGAGCUAAAUUUCCUGGAGUUCUGGCACCUGAUUGGGCAUCUUGCGAGUAAGCAUGGGGGCUUCAGCCAAUAGCGCGUCCUCAGAUGAUCUCUUGCCGUUCCACGUGUGUUACUGACUUGUCUCUGUGCCAUUAAAAAAAAAAAAAGGAAAUCAGCCAAAUGGAAAACACCCUGAAGUCUGUUUUAGCUCCACAAAGCUCUGUUUUUAUCAGUGCUCCCUUUCUCGUCUUCUCUGAGCCUCAUUCUCUCACCAACUGCUGCCAAGCUGGCACUCACUCUGUCACAGUACACUGCUGAACAAUUUCAGAUGUAUGAAAACCAGUCCAGGCUGUUGGCUAAAGCACACACACACACACACACAUGCUUGUGCUCACAGAGGUUUUCGUAGACGGGGAAUGAGAAUGUGUGUGAAAGCAUUUUGUGCUCCUGGCCUCACUGUGUUUAUUGAGUCUCUACAGGACACAAACGGCAAAAUAAAUGAUUUCAAUCAUUAAUUGAAAAGUAAAAAAACCUAA